AGCUUUCAUUCAAGAUCGGAUCGGACAAGAUCUAAACUCGAUCCUCAUUUCUAACCAAUGACGCCACGAGUUGAUGGUGCAUAUGACAUCUGAUCAUUUUACCAGUAUAAACUCUGGGUGAAAAAAAAAACCAAAAAAACAGGGUCGAAUUAGUCCGUGCAACCUCUGUUAAGACUUACCUACUUCCAAAACUCCCUUUUUUGUAUACAAAUCGUUCCAACUCUCUAAUAUUGACAUACAAAACAUUCAUUUGAGGCAAAGACAUCAACCCCGGGGACCCACACACACAUGAUCAACCGGCUCCGGGCGACCGCACAGCACCUGACCACCAUGGCCUCGCCGACGACGACCAAGGCGACCGCGGCGCCGUGGCGCGCCGACUUCACGUCUCACAUCUCCAAGAUGCCGCAGGCGUCCUUCGUCCUGAGCACGCUCGACGCGGACGGCGGCGGGCCGCGGGCGCGGACGUGCAUCUUCCGCGGCAUGUGGGGCACGAUGCCUUCCAAUGACCGCAACCCAGCGGAGCGCAACCCGGGGGGUGUCUACGAGAGCGAUAUGCCCGUGUUCACGACGGAUGCGCGCAUGCAAAAGACGGGCCAGCUCGAGGCGGACCGGCGCGCCGAGGCGGUGUGGUGGGUCGAGGAGACGCAGACGCAGUGGCGGAUGCGCGGGGUCGUGUGGCAGCUCGGCCGGCAAGUCGGCGACGAGGCCAGGGCAGCCCUGGAGAGGAGGAUGAGGGAUCUGACGGGACAGCAACAGCAGCAGCAGGGGUGGAGUUGGGAGAGGGAGGUCACGGGUCACUUUGGGAAUCUGAGCCCGAUGAUGAGGGGCACGUUCAAGAACCCGGCGCCCGGGACGCCGCGGGCGGUGGAGCCCGGCGAAGGGACGGGGUUGGGUAUGGGGCAGAAGGUGGAGGAUCUGGAGGACGACGUAGCUCGGAGGAACUUUUUGGUCUGCGUUAUCGUGCCGGACGAGGUCGACAGGGUGAUCCUGACAAAAGAGGAUCCUCAAAGGUUCGUAUAUCGUUACAUUGGUGAUGGGCAGAAGAACCAGGAAGGUCGGAGCGGGAAGGUAGAUGGGGACUGGGAGAUGGUUGAGCUAUGGCCUUGAAUCAGGCCUCCUUUUGAUUAUGUGUCGUGUCAUUGGACAGAAUGGGAAGAGAAUAGAAACGAGAGCAUCUAGCUGGAACUCGUGCUGCAUGCUGAUUAAACGUUGUUUACUUGACUCUAUCCGUUCUCCAGGGAAACAAUUGGCGUCAUAUGAAUUACUGCGUAAACAGCAGGACAGCAG
Pyricularia oryzae 70-15 is the source of this 1290-nucleotide messenger RNA. RefSeq lists its product as uncharacterized. Gene Ontology annotation, molecular function: FMN binding. The coding region runs from base 289 to 1110 and encodes 273 amino acids. Lineage: Eukaryota; Fungi; Ascomycota; Sordariomycetes; Magnaporthales; Pyriculariaceae. The record is from RefSeq and is a predicted model, not a curated record. The transcript has a single exon.